Molecule: messenger RNA, 9576 nt
Organism: Brassica rapa (field mustard)
Lineage: Eukaryota; Viridiplantae; Streptophyta; Magnoliopsida; Brassicales; Brassicaceae
Product: transcription factor TGA3
Biological process (GO): regulation of DNA-templated transcription
Molecular function (GO): DNA-binding transcription factor activity
Source: RefSeq, a predicted model, not a curated record
AAUUAUGUUUUUUGGUAUAAAACCGAAUAAACCGAAAACCGACGGUAUAUAAACCGAACCGAACCGAAGUAAAUAUGGAUUUAGAAUGGUAGUUAUAUUUUACUAACCGAAAUACCAAAAACCGAAAAAAACCGAACCGAAACCGAACCGAUAUCCGGAUUGAACACACCUACAUGGAAGUUAUAAAAUUUUGCAUUCCAUCUUGUCAUGUUCAAUCUUGCUUUUGUCAGUUUUUAUCAUUUUUUUCAACCUCUAAACAAGCAGUAAAAUGUUACAAAAAAAAACAAGCAGUAAAACUUUUCUUAAUAGCUCUGUGCAUGUAUAUAAAACUAUCACUGAAAAGAUAUCCAAGAGAUGAUGGGAUGUUAGGUUGGACUUUGGAUCGGUAAAAUCACUAUCCAAACUUUCAAUAAAGCAUAUGAACUUUGGCUUGUGUUUAGUUACAUUGUGUAAAUUGGUUAAUCCAUUUGGUAUAAAUAUUAAUACUUUUUUGUGUAACAUACGAUUAUAUUAAAAUAAAAGCUUAACAUGGUUAACCGAUUACAACUGAAACCAUGUUCAACUAAUUAACGGUAAAAAAAAUAAUAACUGAAAGUUUACUCCAAUGUAAGAUGAACAAUAAAAACAGUACAAUAAAACAAGCAAUAUAAAUGUUAAAGAGAGGGACAUGAUGAAAGUAAAAAAUCCAUAGAUAUUCUUCACUUGUAAUCUUGAAAUGGUCAUUCCAACAAGUUUGCAAUGGUCGGAAACGACGAUAAAAUAUCCAACUAAAGAAGUUUUGAAGAGACAAGAAAUGUUCUUUGAUAACUUAGAUUUGGCUAAACAACCAUUAAACAAACACAAUCAGCUCUAAGACUGACAAGGUUAACCAAAAAAACUAGGCGAAUCUCAAAAACAUCGGUUUAUUGUUCGAUGAGAAGGCCGAAGAAACGGCUGAGGGCCUGAGGCUAAUGACAACUCUAAAUACAUAAUAUAAUUAUAUAAAUAUGAAUACAUAAGUGCGUCGUCCUUUUUUUUUUUGCUAAAUGCAUUUUAAUCAAGUUGAGUGUAUGUAGAGAUAUUUUUCUAUUUUUCUUCAUCACAAUUUCUCUUAACUUCCAUGAAUUUUUUAAAAUAGUAAUAUGUUAUUAAAGCAAAAGAAAAAUCGAGCUUCAAUCAUUUUCCACUUCAUUUGGUUCCAUGAUUCAAUUGAUUGUUAUUGACUGAUUACUCUUCAUCUUCUUAGUUUGACGACUCAAGUUUGAAUUUCAACAAAUCAUCUUCACCGAACCUCAUAAAGAUUGUAUUCCAGUUUGGAUAUUUCAAGUAGUUUCAUAUACUUUUUGAUAUUUUGGUUAUUUUGUUCUUGUGGCAAUUUCCAAAAAUUGAAUUAUUUAGAGUACACAGACGGCUAUACUUAUUAUACACAUUCGUAAUUGCUAUGUGUAUCCAAUUUUCAAGAUGGAUAAGUUACUACAACAGGUUUGAACACGGAUCCAAUAUCUAAGGUCGGAUAUGAAUUAGAUCAGGUAAAUCAUUUGGAAAUGAACGUUUUUCAUUAGAACUCUUAAAAAUGUUUAAACUUCUAGUUGCCUAUUUAAUAUUUCCAUGUUCUUUCAAUUAACUACUUCACUGUGUAUGAACCCCAAAGCCCAUUACAUUUAAGAUUGCUAAAAAAAACACUAAAGUUAACAGUCAUUUUCACAUGGGAGUGGCCGGCUCCUUUCUCUAUAGUGACUCUACAUAUCCAAAGAGCCAAACUUGAAACAUUGAGUGUCGAUUUUAUUUUCAUUUCUUUUUGUGAUCAUGGAAAAUCCUUUUUCUGGCUCUUGGAUACCCAAUUGGCUCAACACUAUUUUCUAUCCUCAAAUACAAUAAUUAUGCCCCUUGUCUCAUUCCAUGUAACAUAUACUCCACAUGUAAAUUUAAUAUAAUUUUUUGAGAAAUAUAAGCUCCUCUAUGAACUCUAAAGUUUUAACCACUUGCAUCAGUUGUUCACAUCAACCACGUAUAUAUAUAUAUAUAUAUAUAUAUAUAUAUAUAUAUUUUUUUUUUUUUUUAAGGUGAAAUUUAUUGAAGAAUGUUUGGAUAUUCAAAUUAUGGAAACAAAACUACAUGAAGAUUAAGUAAAUGAGAACAAUAACCUCACCAGCAUCUGAAUUAGAAGUACAUCUCGAAGCUUUGAGUUGGAUGACUUUGGCAGCAUUGAAUUCGCCAAGUGACUACUGUUGCAAGCUCUACUUGAAAUAUGACAGAAUUCGCCAAGCAUUCAAAUUUUCACUAUAUUUACUUGAAAAUGACCUUCUUCUUGUCAUGCAUCUUUGCGAAAAUAAUAUAUAACAAACUAUUCAACUAUGAACGACGAGUAGUGUUUAACUGUUCUGAAGCAUGUUCAUUUCAUGAGUGAUCAGACGAUAUAUUUCUGUUAUAAAAAACUCGUUAUAUCUUGAGUACUCUUUCAUUGAUUUAUGUCUUGAUGGUCAUCUUCUAUAUUAUCUAAAAAUCAUUUUCUUGUUAUCUUUGAUUUUUUUUCUUUUUUGGAAUUUAUUUGUGUGGAUCUGCUUCAAUUAAAGCGGUUUAAAGAAGUGUAUCAAGAUAUUUGUAAAACCACGAAUAUAAAACGUAUUGUAUUUUAGUUGGGGUGGGUGAAUAACAACACAUCAAAAAAUAAUUCAUCACACCAUUUCAAAAUUUUCAUUUGAUAAUUAUUACUUCAAUCAUUUUGGGAUUGAAAUUUGAGCUCAAGUUUUCCAUGACGUUCUCCCACUUUGUCUUCUUGUCUCUUAGGAUUCUCUCUUUUCUCCUUAAGGGACAUAUUAAGCUUUAUAGACCAAAAUGCAUAUCAACUACUCUCAAGCAAAUAUUAUAAUAGUAAUUAUUUUUUUAACAUUUAGAAGUCAAUGGUAGAGUGGAAUAUAAUGUUAUUAAUCGUAACUAAAAUUACUAAAAACGAAGUAGUUAUAUGUUAUUGACAACAAAACUAAUACUUGAAUAAUCAGAAAUACAAUCUUUUUUUUUUUUUUUUGAAACACCAGAAAUACAAUCUAUAUAUACAACUUGUUAGUAAAAAAAACCCUAUAUAUACAACUUCAAUGCAUACCAAUCAAAAAUCAUUUGACCAUUUCCAAACGUGAGAAAAAAGUUAGACACUGCAACUCAUAUUGAUUAAUACAUCUAUCAGUAGCACAGGAAAAUUUCAUAUACAACUUGGCUAGGAUCCAGACUCAUUAUAAACUACAAUGUAACAUAAUGUAUGGAUGCAUUUUACCUCAAAAAUUGUAUGCAUGAAAAGAAAAUGUAUGCAUGCACUUGAACAUGAAUGCAUAUAGAAGGAUAAAUGAUUCAUGUCAUCAUCACCAAUGUAAGAAUAUAAGCUCCCAUAUCGGAAAUUUAACUAACUGGAACAUAAAUAAUAUAUAAAAGGUUAUGACCAAUCGAUUUAUCACCAAUUUGUUUUCAGUUAAAAUUUUGUGAUAAGCCGGAAUUUAACAACCAAUAUGGCAAUAUCUAUUGACACAUAGAUGCAUUGUGCAUGCAUGUAUAUAUGUGCAUGUGUAUGCACGCACUUGGUCUUAAUCGGAUACCAAUGCUUGUGAUUGUGUUAGGUAUUUAAACUUUCAUGUGUCAAGUUGCUAUCUGAGUUUGUUGUAUCCGUACCCUCCGAAUAAUUUUUUUUGUUAGGAAUCGAAUAAUUAAUUUAUCUGCCUUUGAUACGAAACCUAAUUAACAUAAUACGUCAAAAGACUAAAAUGAUCUCAAAACCUAAAAUAAAUUACCGAAAAAAAUAAUUAGGCAAUGAUAAGAGGUGUUUGAACUUUUUUACUCUUUGCUGGUCAUUGUAAAAUUAAUAGCACAAUAAUAUAACUUUCUGAUAAUGACUGACGAGAAUGAUAUUAUGAUACAAAUUGGCACUGAUAGUGGAUGCAAGCCCUUAAUAAAAGCUAAUUACAAGGACACAUUAUUUUGGCCUUUAUCAACUAGAAGAAAACUGGACUACGUAUCCGUGAUUAAACUAUGUAUUGUUAAUUAACUAAUAAAGUAAGAAAUUUGUUUUUAUUGUGUGUUUAUAGUUUUCUUGGUAAAAUAAAACAUAAAAAUGGAUCAAUUUUUCCAACAAAAGAGAAGAGAAAAUAUGGAUCGGUUUUACAGACCCUGAACGCAGAGAUUAAAAGAAGCUAGGCACAUAUAAACAUUUAUUAAAAUAUAUUUGUGAGUAUUAUCCAUUUGGGAAAUUGGAUAGAAUGAUUAAAGGUAUGAGCAGAAAAAUAUCAAGUAUAAAAUGGGUAUGUAAUUAUAAAGUUUUCAUAAGAACAAAAGACGUGGAAUUAAAAAAUGUAUCGGAAAAGGUGUGAUGAUAUAAUAGGCUUCGCUUUAGUGAUUGGCUUAUCCUUAAUUCACCAAUCAGUCGGACCAUUAUGACAUCAUCCAUUUUCAAUAAUAAAUUAAUAUAUAUUGAUGAUUGCUUAACGAAGAAGAUCAAUGGAAUUUCGAACUCUCGUAUGGUAUUUAAGAGGCCAAUUAAUGAAUGUCAGAAUUAAAAAAAUUAAGAAAUCUAUUUAUCAGUCAGUCAAAACACACAACUUUGCAACAACGUAGAACUCAAAAAAUGGUAUGAAUUUUAACAUUUACACCCAAAAAACACACACACAACUUUUUAGUUUCUUUGUGUUUUGUUGGGGCAAAUGUAGGUCUAUAUACAUAUUUAGUUUUAGCUAAAAAGCAUAUUUCCAUACCAAAAAGUCGCAUGGUAGUUACUAAUUACAUCAUAUUUCAGUUUGGAUUUUUUCUAAUUUUCUUUACAAAUUAAUACAAUAUAAGGAAUUCUUUGGUAAAGAAUAGAAAAUGGAUUUUUAGCAAAAAGAAGAAGAAGAAUAGAAUAGAAAAUUGAAGGUAGGCCAAUAUCAGGUGGUAGUGUUACUGAUGGGACCAAAACAAUGAAACAUUCAAAACAUUUUAAUAGUUUAUGACCCAAUAAAAAUAAGAUUAAAGGAAUAAUAGAUAAAGGAAACACUAAAGAAAAAAAGCAAAUUGGAGAAAAAAAGUAAAAGAAAAAAUAGAGAUGGGGAAAAAAGAUUUGAGGCUGUGGAAGAAGAACAAACCGUGCAAAAGAACAUGAGGCUGAAAUAAAGAAGAAAUAGACUUUGUCUGAAUGAUAUGACUUGAUGGUGUGUGUGUAUUUGCCUUUUGUUUGACCAACACAGUCGCACUCUCUUUCGUUCAAUAGUCAUUAGAUUUGGCAAAUUAUGCAAUUUCAGGGUUUAAAUCAGUCGGCAAAGUUUACUGUGUCGUGAAUUUCACAAUAAAGAAGAGUAUUGAUGGAUAUAAUUUCCUCAAAUGGUAAGGUAUGCAUCACUAAACAGUAGAACCUGAAAUUAACUUUUGGAAAAGAAUAAAAGCAACUACUAUUACUGUAUUAUAUAACUUUCUGUGAACACCCAAAAUGCUAUGACCAAUAUCAAUAUGCAUAUACAUUAGUUAACACUAGAUUAUAAUAACCCAUGCAUGCCUAAGUUUUUGGUUAUUUAAAGAAAGAUACAUGCUAAAUUUAUAAUAAUGACAAGAAAGAAAAAAGAGACCAACGAAGAUUUGUUCAUUUUCCAAUUAUUGAAUAGUUUUUAAUUUACUUAUUAGCAAAUUUAUGGCAGGAAACUAAAGGACAACCUCAAAUGAUUUUCUAUGACGUUAAUAAAAAGUUAAAACAGUUCUACAACGAAAUGAUCAAAUAUGCACUCGGUUAUAUUAGUUAGUUAAGCCAAAAUUUUGGUCUUAAACCAUACUCAUUUUGCAAGUGUUGUUGAGUCUUCAGCUUCUCACAUCACACUUAUUAUAGCCUUUGCUUUUAGAAAUAGAGAUCUCUAUAAUACGUGUGAUGUGAGAAGCUGAAGCCUUAGCCUUUGUAAUGAACACUAUAAAACGACAAACCAACCCUACCGCCAGAGUCGGCCAUGACCAUGCUAAGUACCAUGCUAAGUGAAACAUUCGCAGCAGGUACUCAAUUUUAUUUUUAAAAAUACAUAUAAAUAGAUUUUCAAAAAAAAAAUUAGAUUCCUACAUUUGUAAAAAAAAUCUUUUUACGUAGAUACAGCUAUAGAUCCCUAAAAUCUCAGAGCCGGCCCUGCCUACACAUAUCUUGCUUUCCUAGUGCAACUAAAGAGUUCGUUUGGUUAUUGUUAAUAAUGCUCUUUGACCAUACAAAGAAGAGUUAUAAGUUAAGUUCUUGUAUAGACGUGAUCUUCUCUAGAUGACUUGAUUUAAUGAGAUUAAAUACGUAAUGAAAAGAAAAUCAAUUAUAGACUGUAGACCUGAGAUUUAUUAUCCGGAAUCCGGAUAUGAUCUGAGAUCUGCUCCGGAUUGGCGUUGAAAAUAGAAUACAUGGGGCGUCCAAAUCCAAAUACGGAUAAUAAAAUUUCGGAUAUGUCAAGACCGAGUCCGAAUCUGGAUAUCUUGAUUUUUAGGUCCAUAUCCGGAUCCAGAUCCGUAAUUUUUAAAGGUUUUAAAUUUUUUAAUCUUAUUAAUAAUUAUACUUGAUAUAUUAAUAUAUACAUAAAAUUAAUUUUAUAAUAUUAUAUAUAAUUUUUAAUAUUAUAUACAUAUAUAUAAAAUUUAUAUAUAUUUAAUUUAUGUAUUAUUUUUAGAAUUUUAAUAUUUUAAAAAAUAUAGAUUUAUUUUUUUAAUUAUUUUUAUGAAUCCAAAUUCGGAUCUGACGAAUCCGCAUGUGUAUCCGGAUACCUUAAAUUUUCUGGAUAUCUGGAUUCGUUCCACUUCUGUGUGACUGUAUUAUUUAUUACCUUAAAUUGAAAGACCAAAGUUCGAGAGUCAUUCUAUUGCAAUUUUUUAAUGAUUUUCCACAGUAUUUUUAUAAGUGUAAAAAUCAGUUAUUUGGCAAGUAUUGAAGACUAUGUAGUACUCCCUCCGUUUCAAAAAUAUCCAUAUUUUAGAAAAAAAUUGUUUCAAAAAGAUAUAUGUUUUACAUUUUCAAUGUAUAAAUUAAUUACAAAUUUCAAAAAACAUAAUGGUGUUUAUAAAGAUUUUAUUGGUUAAAAGUUGUGGAGAAUAUUUGAUAACAGAAAUAAUGCUUGUAAUUAUAAUUUGAUAUGUUUUUUUAAUUAGUAUAAAAAACCUAAAACAUACAUAUGGAGGGAGUAUAAAGUAAUAUGCUUUAGUCUGGAAUUUUCCUUAUCGAGAAAAAACACUAACAUUUAUAAAUGGUUAAGAUAUUAUGCACAAUCAAUGGCUUAUUAGUGUUUAUGGAAUGUACAUGUAUAAUAUAUGGGUGAAGUUCAGUAUGACAUGGUUGUGUUUGAGGCGCGUAAACGUGUAAACAACUGUUUAACUCGGCGGGAACGUAUUAACAAUAAAAUUCAGAGGUUAAAACCAUGUUGAGAAAAAUAAAGUUCAGAGGUUGCAAGAUCAAGGGGGGCCUGCGACGAAUGUUAUGAUCUCAUGUUUGGAUUAUGCAUGGGUUUCGACCUAAACCUUCUAAUAAAAAAAAACAAUAUGGAUCAAAUAUUUAAAUUUCUUGGUAAAAUUCUAGUUUAGUAAUUAUUAUAUUAGUAAUUACCUUUUGUGAUACUAAGAAAUUAGUUAACACCACGUUGUUUUAUAUAUGAUCUAGGACCUCUUAUUAAAAUUUUACGCAGGAAACCAUAUAAUAAUUGAUGCUAUUAGGGAAGAGAAGCAAAUCUCAAGAGUCCAAGAGAUAAUCUUCUUAUUUUUUUCCAUCGAAAAAGAAGAAGCGAGAUGUGAGUUGUGUAGAUGUUGAAAUUAAAUAAAGUAUGUAUAUAUGUAUAUUUAUAAGCUCUAUAAAUUGACUUAUUUGGCAUCAUUACCACUUUAUAUGUUGGCUAGCAAAAGCAUUGUGACUAAACUCAAAUAAUUUUGAAACCCCACAACUAGAAACUAUAAAUUUUCUCUCUGAUGUAAGCACAAAACACUGAUCCAAACUUGAUUUUAUCCACAAUAUAUACAUAACGUGCCCAACUCCUCAUUUGUCAUUAUCAUCAUAAUGCAUGGGCAUGAUAUAUAACCCUUUGUCAGUUCAAUUAUGCGCGAACAUCAUUAUCAUGCAUCAUGUAUGUUCACCUGUUUAAUGCCACUAGAUGGCCAUGGUACCCUCCUAUACUCGCAUUGCACCGGCUACAAAAACUUUCCGGCCACUUGGUUAUUAAACUAAUCAUAUCAUAUGGAGGUGGUGUGUGUGAUGACACAUGGAGGUGGUACAUCAAUCGAUCAUACGAUAUGAUUGGUGUUUAAUGGUUACGAUAUAGCACAAGGCAUGCUUCCCAAGUAUCACCGAUCGAUGAAUAAACAAUACUGUCAAUGGAAACAACUCAUUUUAAUUCAUGAGAAACCAGUUAUCAAUGUCGUAAUUUAUCUUUAAUAUUACCUACAAAACAUUAUGUUUAGUAUCAACUUUAUAUAUUUGGAGAUUUAUAUGGCAACCUGCAAAUAAAUAAAUAGUCUUCUCAAUAAUUUAAGGAGAACAAAACAUGCCAAUGGGUCAUGUAGAAGACAUAAUCUUUUUUUUUUUGAACACGUAGAAGACAUAAUCUAAAUUAUUUUAUUUCAAAAGCUAAACCCUUAAGCAUGUGUCACGAAAGCCACCAAUUUGCAAAAAAAAAUGUGGUCCACUUCUAUGCCUUUAUCUGCUGUAUAAACACUCCUUCUCAUUCAAUCUCCACCAUUAACUCACUCUCGUUGAGCUCUAACAACAUCAGUGAGAGAGCGAGAGAGAGAGAGAAACUGACCAUGCAGCCAAAUUAUGAUAGCUCAAGUCUUAACAGCAUGCAACAACAAGAUUACUUCCACUUAAACCACUAUUACAACAACCUAAACCCUUCAACCAAUAUCAACAAUCUCAAUCUUAUCCCAUACCCUCAAAUUCAUCAAGAAUUCAAUCUACAAUCACCAGGCAACAACUCCACCACGUCCGAUGAAGCAACUGAAGAUAUCUUCGUCAUCAACGACAGAAAGCAAAGACGUAUGGUAUCUAACAGAGAAUCAGCAAGAAGGUCAAGAAUGAGAAAGCAAAGACACUUAGAUGAGCUUCUCUCUCAGGUUGCUUGGCUAAGAAGCGAGAACCAACAGCUUUUAGAUAAGCUUAACCAAGCCUCGGAUAGCAAUGAUCUUGUUCUUCAAGAGAACUUGAGGCUUAAAGAGGAAAAUGUAGAACUUCGUCAAGUUAUCACAUCCAUGAAGAAGCUUGGAGGAAGCACAAGCAUCCAAGGAAGAUACUGCUCUUCUUCAUUGGAUCAUGAGUUGGAUCAAGACUUCUCUUGUAUUACAAAUGAUCCAAGGACUCAUCAUCCAUCAUGAGUUGUUCGUUCUGAUCGAACUUUAAGUUUCUACCUCUAAUUAAUCUAUCUCCUUUUUUUGUAUCCACAAAACUCUGGCUCCUAUAUAUCUUUAUGAGCCGAGAACAAAGUGGAUUUUUAUGUAUUUUUUUCUCUGGGCUAGGCUUAGGUCUAGCACCGUUGAAACGUUACUUUUAUAACGGUUUAACUACGUACCAAAGUUUGAGUUUUCUUUUCCAGCUACUUGUGAUCAUGAAUAAUGAUUUGGAAGAUUGCUUCUAUAUGUUAUAAUCUUGAUUUUGUA